UGACUUUAUGAUAUAGAUAAUUGAUAGUGUUAUUCUGAAUAAAGAAGAAUAUACCUUCUACAUUAUUAAUAGGGUUUCGACGAAAUUUCUUUCCAAAAAACGAUUUAUAUUUCAAAAUGACAGAAUUGUCAUUCAUGUCAAUGCUGACAAUUGUUUGCAAUAACACAAAUGAUUUCAUAGUUAUUUUAGCUUUUCGAAUAAUGUACAUAAACAUCGUUACAUAUACUGUAUAAAUAUUAGUAUAUCUUCAAUAUAAUUAUUUCUUUCAUAUAGACCAAAUAUCAGUGUAUAUCUAAAAAGUGUGCUUUGAAACAUGCAUGCUUGAUAACAAUACUUCAAACUUUAGAUAAAUUAAUAAUAAACAAAUACUCCUAUUCAACAAUAUAACGCACUUAAUUUAUACUGUGUUGAUAACAGUUUUUCUUUAAAGUCCACAUCAAAAUACAUGGCUACGUCGGUAAAUUUCAUUACUUAUAGCAAUGUAACCAAUAAGUUAACAGAAUUGGCUAAAGAUACACUGACAUGGAAGAUCGUCACUGGUGGAGGUCUACUAUUGGUGGGAGGAUACUAUAUUUUCCUAAAGGACAGAAAUUCACUUCCAGGACCAAGAGGAUUUCCUUUUUUAGGAAUUACUCCAUGGCUUGACAAAGAAACGCCUCAUUUAAAUCUUAUAGAUUAUACCAAAGAAUAUGGGGAUGUUUGUAAAAUACCCAUUAUGUUGAAUGAUAUAAUUUUCGUUUCUGGAGAAAAGAAUAUAUACGAUAUGUACAUUAACAAACAAGACGACUUCUCAAAUAGACUCCAUAGUGUAAGAUUUAAGGCUUUAAAAAAUGGCUUUCAAGAUCUCACUUUUAUGAAUGACCAUCAAUUAUUUAGAGAUUCAAAGAAGAUGACUCUUAGAUCUCUUAAAACCUAUUCGGAGGGAAUGAAAAAAGUAGAGGACAUCUCUUCCGAAAUAAUAGGUGAAUUUUUAGAAUACAUACAAUCUACACAAUCCAAACCAGUAGAUAUUAGUAAUAGAUUAAAAGUUCUAUUUGGUAGUAUAAUCACAUCUAUGACCCUAAAUAGGAGAAUUGAAAAUUCUGUUAUGGAGAAAUUUGUAGCUGCAUAUGACGAAAUUCUUAUAAUACUUCAAUCUCCCUCAACUGCAAUUUUAGAGGUAUUUCCUUGGCUUAGAAGCUGUGGUAAUAAGUCCUAUAAAAAGUUGGUAAAUUGCGCAAAAAGACGAGAUAAUCUAAUAGAACCUAUUGUUAGAGAGGCAAUAGACAAUUUUGAUCCUCAUGAUAUAAAAACUACUACUGAUCAACUUUGGCAUUAUAUGAAUCAAUCAAAUAUAGAUUAUGAUUUUAAAGAUCUUUAUGGUAUUUCUUAUAAUUUGAUUGUUGCCGGUUUCAUUACAACUUCCUCGACAUUGUAUGGACUUUUUCCAAUUCUAAUGUCACAUAGACAUAUUGAACAGAAGAUUCUCCAAGAAAUUGAACAUAAUAUUGGUUUUAAUCGUCUUCCAUCACUCGAUGAUAAAGCUAAUAUGCCAUACACGGAAGCCACAAUAUUGGAGGCUCAUCGCUAUCUAUCUGUUGUACCUUUUAGUUUACCACAUAUAGCUGUAAGAGAUUCGACAAUUGGAGGUUAUAAUAUAAAGAAGGGAAGUCAAAUAUGGCCAAAUAUUUGGGGUCUUCAUCAUGAUGAAACGAUUUGGGGAGAUCCUGAAAAUUUCCGACCCGAAAGAUUUUUGGAUGAUAAUGGUCGUGUUCUAACAGCGGAACAUCGAUUCAGAAAAUGGUAA
Dimorphilus gyrociliatus is the source of this 1786-nucleotide messenger RNA. NCBI's taxonomy places the organism in Eukaryota, Metazoa, Annelida, Polychaeta, Dinophilidae. The record is from the annotation of a GenBank genome assembly.